Toxorhynchites rutilus septentrionalis is the source of this 1290-nucleotide messenger RNA. RefSeq lists its product as uncharacterized. Bases 1 to 1290 code for a protein of 429 amino acids. Lineage: Eukaryota; Metazoa; Arthropoda; Insecta; Diptera; Culicidae. Gene Ontology annotation, biological process: proteolysis. Gene Ontology annotation, molecular function: aspartic-type endopeptidase activity. The transcript has 2 exons. The record is from RefSeq and is a predicted model, not a curated record.
AUGAAUGCCGCCAUUGUCGCGAAAAUAAAUUAUCCUCCGUUCGACGCCGAAGAUGUCGACACUUGGUUCAUCUGUAUGGAAGCAGCCUUCAGCGUGAACCAAAUUAAGCAGGGCAAACAUAAAUUCAACGCACUAAUCGUUGCACUUGGUUCACGUGCCAAAUUUGUGUACUCCACCAUUGCGAAAUGUAACCUGUCGCGGGAUGAGAACCGCUAUCAGACGCUGAAGGACGCCAUUGUUGCUCAUUUUCGUCCGUCGGAGAUGCAACGGUUAACGAGCUUGCCUUCUGGAAUGACGCUGGGUGACCAGAAGCCUAGUGUAUUGCUGUCCGAGAUGCGCCGGCUUGGUGGAACAGGAUGUACCGACAGUGUGCUGUCUAAUCUUUGGCUGCGCGCUCUACCCACCACCGCACGUUCCAUCAUCACAGCGAUGCCAUCUUCAUCACUCGACGAGCAAGCCAAAGUUGCUGACCAAAUCCUGGAAGCACCCAGCAACACCGUCGCCACUAUUCGUACGAACCAGGAAUCGACCAUUGCCAAGUUGGAAAGCCGUAUUGAUGCCCUAACGAGACGUCUCGAAGAUGCUUUUUCCGGUGAAUUUCGCAGAAGAGAACGUUCUCGCACCCGUUUUGGAAAUCGUUCUGCAGAACGACGUAGUUCUACUCCGAGCCAAUCAAAGGGUAUUCGUCGAUGGAUUUGCUGGUUUCAUUACCGACACGGAGCCAAAGCAACCAAGUGCGAGAAGCACAAAGGGGACAACCCAAACGUCCCGUGCAUUUUCUACGACGGCAACGUCGAAACUUACACUCGUCACGAACCAGCAAAAAUAACCAGCACCGUUUUGAACCGUACUCGCAUCUGGCGAAUCCACGUGCGCGAUCAGAACACACACCAGAAUUUUCUGAUCGACACUGGAGCCGACAUGUCGGUCAUUCCUCCCACGCCACGUGAACAACUCAACCCUGUGAAAAUGAACCAGCUUUUCGCUGCAAAUGGCAGCCCCAUCAACACGUACGGAACCAAACGCUUGAACAUCGACAUUGGACUCCGUCGGCCAUUCGUCUGGGUUUUCACCAUUGCAGAUGUGAAAUCCCCCAUCAUCGGCUCCGAUUUCCUGAGACAGCAUGACCUCCUCGUGGAUCUACGACGCAAUAAGCUCAUCGACAACCGAACCAACCUAGAAGUGAACAACAUCAACGCAGUUUCAGAGCCGAUGAUCACCACCUUUCGACGGACCAUACCGUGUUAUCCGCAGGAAGAAGAAAGUAUACAUCAUCGAUAUCAACGGUAA